AUGACAAUCUCACCAUGCAAAUGGAUUGGGAUCUCAUGCAACAGCCUCGGAAGCGUGACAGAGAUAAGCUUACCCAAUGCCGGCUUGCUAGGUAAGCUAGAUAACUUGAGCUUCCCCUCAUUUCCAAAUCUCCUCCAUCUUAAUCUCAGUGGCAAUGCCAUCACUGGAAACAUCCCAGCUCAUAUCAUCUCUCUUUCAAAACUUUCCUCCCUUGAUCUCUCCAUGAAUUCUCUCUCUGGCAUUUUACCUCUUUCACUGGCUAACCUCACUAACAUUUCAGAGAUUGACAUUUCAUCAAAUGAAAUGAUAGGUGAACUAGUUCCAAGUUUCUUUACCAACUGGACCAAACUCAUCUCCCUUCAGUUCCAUAACAAUCAACUCACUGGGAAAAUUCCAUCUCAAAUCGGCCUGCUUAAAAAUCUCCAGAUCCUAAGCCUUUGGGGAAAUAAAAUCAGUGGUUCAAUUCCUCCGUCAUUAGGUGACUUGACCAGGAAUCUCAAGAAUUUGGUUGAGCUGGUGUUGUGCAAUAACAAUCUAACUGGUCCAAUCCCUCCUGCUUUAGGGAAUCUCAAGAAUUUGGUUGACUUGGAGAUGUCCAAUAACAAUCUGACUGGUCCAAUCACUCCUGUUUUAGGUAAUUUGAGAAACCUUAAAUUCUUGUACCUCUCCAACAAUCAAAUUUCUGGUUCAAUUCCUCCAGAAGUUGGGAAUUUAAUCAAACUCAACGAGCUAACCCUGUAUAAUAACCUUCUAACAGGCUCUAUCCCUGCCACUUUAGGAAAUUUGACCAGCCUUGUUAUUUUGUCCCUCUAUCGCAAUCAAUUAUCUGGUUCCUUGCCCCAAGAAAUGACAAACAUAACAAAUCUUUCUGUACUUGACCUGAGCGGCAACAACUUCUCAGGCUAUUUGCCUCAGUUAUGCCAGGGUGGAUCUCUUAAAGCAUUCACAGCUUUUGACAACCAUUUCAUUGGUGAGAUCCCGAAAAGCCUCAGAAAUUGCACUAGAUUAACUAGAGUGCGGCUCAAAGGAAACCAGCUCACUGGAAAUGUAUCAGAAGCCUUUGGUGUAUAUCCACAUCUCACAUUCAUGGAUGUUAGCAACAACAGGUUGUUUGGUGAACUCUCACCAAACUGGGGAGAAUGCCAAAACUUGAGAAUGCUACAAUUCCCUGGAAACAUGAUCACUGGUAGAAUUCCUCCCAAGAUUGGGCAAUUGACGCAGCUGGGAGUGCUUGGUCUUUCUUCAAACCAUCUGGUGGGAGAGAUUCCGAAGGAACUGGGGAGGCUGACUUCUUUGUUCAACCUAAGUUUGCAUGACAACCAGCUUUCAGGUCAGAUGCCACAAGAAAUUGGAAAACUAUCCAAUUUGGAGGUUCUUGACUUGUCAAUGAAUCACCUAAGUGGUCCUAUACCACCUCAAUUAGGGGAUUGCUCCAAACUCUGGUAUCUAAAAUUGACUGAAAAUGAUUUGAAUGGAAGCAUUCCAUUCCAAAUUGGCAAUUUGAUACACUUACAGGUUGUAUUAGACCUUAGCCAUAACUCGCUAAAUGGAGAGAUAUCACCACAACUUGGGAAAUUGCAAAUGUUGGAAUUGUUAAACCUCUCUCACAACAUGUUGUCUGGCUCGAUUCCAAAAUCUUUUGAAGGGAUGAUGAGCUUGCAAUCCAUAGAUUUUUCAUACAAUGAUUUAGGAGGCCCUAUUCCUAUCAGCAAAACCUUUCAGAAGGCUCCUGCAGAGGCAUUCAUAGAAAACAAAGGCUUAUGUGGUGAAGCGCGGGGUUUGAAACCCUGCAAUGCCCCUUCAACAAGCUAUGGUGAUGCAAGGAAAGGACACCAAGUUGUCAUCUUCAUUAUUCUUCCUCUAUUAGUGGCCUUAUUUCUUUUAUUUGUGGUCGCCUGCAUUUCUUCAAUUUAUUACCAACGAAGAAGAAAUCCGAAGCAAUUGGUUCUUGAAAGGAGCAGCGGAAAUCCAUUUUCAAUAUGGAAUUAUGAUGGGAUUCUCAUGUUUGAAGACAUCGUGGAAGCAACAGAGGGUUUUGACGACAUAUACUGCAUUGGAAUUGGAGGCUAUGGGAAAGUUUAUAAAGCAAAUCUCCAAACAGGCCAGGUAGUAGCUGUGAAGAAACUUCACCCACUCGAAGGUGGAGAUCAAUCUGAUCAAAGAAAUUUUAGAAAUGAGAUACGAGUAUUAACAGAAGUCCGUCAUCGCAACAUUGUGAAGCUUUAUGGCUUUUGUUCCCAUGCUCGAUGUUCAUUUCUAGUCUAUGAGUACAUGGAAAGGGGAAGCUUGGCAAGCAUCCUAAGCAACGACGAAGGAGCAAUACAGUUGGAUUGGACUAUUAGGGUGAAGGUUAUUAAAGGUGUGGCUCAUGCUUUGUCAUACAUGCACCAUGAUUGCACCCCGCCGAUUGUCCAUCGAGACCUAUCAAGCAAUAAUGUUCUGUUGAAUUCGGAACUUGAUGCUAGUGUCUCUGACUUCGGCAUUGCACGAUUGCUGGUCCCUGAUUCAUCCAAUUGGACUAUGCUUGCAGGAACUUACGGAUACAUUGCUCCAGAGCUUGCAUAUACCAUGAGGGUGACUGAAAAAUGCGAUGUAUACAGCUUUGGAGUUGUGGCACUUGAAGUGAUGAUGGGAAGGCAUCCCGGGGAGCUCAUCUCCUCUUUAAUGUCACCUAAUAGACAACACAAACUGCUGAAGGAUACAUUGGACCAACGUCUCUUGGCUCCGAUGGUUGAGGUUGAACAGGAAGUUGUAUUUAUGGUGUCCAUGGCACUUGCUUGCAUUCGGUCAAAUCCAGACUCUCGGCCAACCAUGCAUCACGUGGCUCAGGAGCUAUCUGUUGGUGGGCCUUCUUUCUCUCUGGAACCAUUCAAUGCACUUACAUUAUGUCAACUGAUGGAUCUGAAGGUAUAA
Molecule: messenger RNA, 2913 nt
Organism: Magnolia sinica
Lineage: Eukaryota; Viridiplantae; Streptophyta; Magnoliopsida; Magnoliales; Magnoliaceae
Product: MDIS1-interacting receptor like kinase 2-like
Exons: 4
Coding region: 1-2913 (970 amino acids)
Biological process (GO): protein phosphorylation; hormone-mediated signaling pathway
Cellular component (GO): plasma membrane
Molecular function (GO): ATP binding; protein binding; protein kinase activity
Source: RefSeq, a predicted model, not a curated record